ACGUCUUCCGCGUGGGUUGGCACGCGACUUGUUUUGACCAACUUUACUUAAACCGGACCGCGACGUCAAUUUCCACGCGGAGAUAUGCAAUGUGGAGCGCAGUGCGUGACGGCAAAGCAAACAGGACGCACACAAGAGGCUGCGCGCCGGACGGACUGCUUCCAUCGUGCGUUUGCCCGGGACGGACGCGCGUGAAACGGACUUCUCCGCUUCCCAGGGAUUCCCUGAUUGGUUGAUUUGUUAACCGUAGCAUCUUGUAAUCGCUACAAAACACGAACCAGAACAAGGAUGAAGAGGUAUACGGACCAAGCCUUAACUGGACCACGUAACUGUUGACUGGCUUCACUUGGACUCCGCCUGAGAUACCGGCUUGACAACAAGCCGACCUGUAUAUCUGUUGUCAUCAUCUUACCGCACGCAGCUCGGCGCCUCGCCUUAUUGAAACGGAGAAGCCCAUUAAAGCGUUUGAUAGAUACGAAGGUUUGGCGUUGAGGUGUUGUUGCCGGCCGGCUGCAGCUUAGAUGCGAUAAGAGGAGUGGAAAGAAAAGGAACAAAAGUGGCCCUCUGACAGAAGCAGAAUACAAAUGAGGAUCCAUGGCUCCUGCCGCAAUGCAAGCGGGACUUAAUCGAUAGCAGAAAACUAAAAUGGACAAAUAAGUUGGCUUCAAUUACAAGACCAUUAGCUCGGAACCUGAAAUGAUGGGAUCAGAUGGAUGUGAAAUACAAGGCAACGGGGUAUUGAACCCUGUACUCCCGGGUUUGCAAUGAGGCUCUUCUAAUGGUGUAGGGGGUCACGAGCAAGAUGGAGUUAUACAAUAGCUCCCUGGACUACUUCAUCAGCAACACGACAGAGAUUCCCGAUCCUACCGCCGCGUCUCCGUAUUGGAGUGGGGCCUGGAUUCUGGGCUUUCAGAUCUCCCUGUCUGUGCUCCUUGGCUUGGUGACCUUCGCCACGGUGCUGUCCAACGCCUUCGUCAUCGCCACCAUCUUCCUGACGAGGAAGCUGCACACGCCCGCCAACUUCUUAAUUGGCUCGCUGGCCGUCACCGACCUCCUGGUGUCCAUCUUGGUGAUGCCCAUCAGCAUCGUGUACACGGUGAGCAAGACCUGGUCGCUGGGGCAGAUCGUGUGCGACAUCUGGCUGUCGUCCGACAUCACCUUCUGCACGGCGUCCAUUCUCCACCUUUGUGUCAUCGCCCUGGACCGCUACUGGGCCAUCACGGCCGCGCUGGAGUACUCCAAACGCCGCACCAUGCGCCGAGCCGGGAUCAUGAUCGGUGUAGUGUGGGUGAUCUCCAUAUCGAUUUCCAUGCCUCCGCUCUUCUGGCGGCAGGCCAAAGCCCACGAGGAGCUAACUGAGUGCUUGGUGAAUACAGAUCAGAUCUCGUACACACUCUACUCCACGUUCGGGGCCUUCUACGUUCCCACGGUGCUUCUCAUCAUCCUCUACGGACGGAUCUACGUGGCGGCGCGCUCGCGCAUCUUUAAGACGCCGAUGUCAUCCGGGAAGCGCUUCACCACGGCACAGCUUAUUCAGACCUCGGCGGGAUCUUCCCUGUGUUCUCUUAAUUCCUCGUCCAACCAGGAAGGACAGCUCCAGGAAGGACACCACCACUCGGGAACAGGAGCUUCACCCCUGUUCGUGAACAGCGUGAAGGUGAAGCUGGCCGACAGCGUUCUGGAAAGGAAGCGGCUGUGCGCGGCACGUGAGAGGAAAGCCACUAAGACACUGGGCAUCAUUCUGGGCGCUUUCAUCGUGUGCUGGCUGCCUUUCUUCGUGGGCACGCUGGUCACGGCCAUCUGCAAAGAAUGCUGGUUUCACCCGGUGCUCUUUGACGUCUUCACCUGGCUGGGAUACCUCAACUCGCUUAUCAACCCAGUAAUCUACACCGUGUUCAAUGACGAGUUCAAGCAGGCCUUCCAGAAACUCAUGAAGCUCAGACGCUUCUCUUAAAGACCAAAGCAGCUCAUGGAAAAUAGUAGAAUUAAGUAGAAUUGUAAUGUAAAUUGUCCAUAUUGUAAAUCUAUAUAUAUAUGGUAGUCUUUAUUUUUUACAUCCAAUUUCUCAGUGCCAUACUUUGCUCGAUAUCAACAUAAAGACUUGCAUGCGGAAAAGUAAGAACAAUAGCAAUCAUUGGGAAAUCGUGUGGAAGAAUGACAAUUUGUUCAGCAGGGAUCAGUAAUCACUGGCCACAACUUUAGGUACACCUGGUCUAAAACAGCACUUUAAAAGUACCGUAAAUUUCAGACUAUAACCCGCUACUUUUAAAAAAAAAUCAUUUUGUGCGGAUUAGAGUCCAGUAAGGAUUAUUGGUUGAUUUAUUUGGGUUAAAAGUAGGGCUGUCAAAAGAUUAAAUUUUUUAAUCGAGUUAAUCACAGCUUAAAAACAUAAUUAAUCGUAAUUAAUCGCAAUUCAAACCAUCUAUAAAAUAUGCCAUAUUUUUCUGUAAAUUAUUGUUGGAAUGGAAAGAUAAGACAAGACAGAUAUAUACUGUAUUUGUUUAUUAUAACAAUAAAUCAACAAGAUGGCAUUAACAUUAUUAACAUUCUGUUAAAGCGAUCCAUGGAUAGAAAGACUUGUAGUUCUUAAAAGAUAAAUGUUAGUACAAGUUAUAGAAAUUUUGUAUUAAAACUAGGGCUGUCAAACGAUUAAAAUAUUUAAUCGAGUUAAUUACAAAUCAAAAAUUAAUUAAUCGUAAUUAAUCGCAAUUCAAACCAUCUAUAAAAUAUGCCAUAUUUUUCUGUAAAUUAUUGUUGGAAUGGAAAGAUAAUACACAAGACUGAUAUAUACAUUCAACAUACUGUACAUAAGUACUAUAUUUGUUUAUUAAAACAAUAAAUCAACAAGAUGGCAUUAACAUUAUUAACAUUCUGUUAAAGCGAUCUAUGGAUAGAAAGACUUGUUCUUAAAAGAUAAAUGUUAGUACAAGUUAUAGAAAUUUUAUAUUAAAACCCCUCUUAAUGUUUUCGUUGUAAUAAAAUUUGUAAAAUUUUCAAUCAAAAAAUUAACUAGUAGCUCGCCUUUCUUGAUGUCAAUAGUUACACAAUGCUCAUGGUGCUGAAACCCAUAAAUCAGUCGCACCCCAGCACCAGCAGAGGGCGACAAAACACCAAAAAACAAGUAACAAGUGGACAUGACACUGUGCUGUCAUUUUAAUCUGUUUGAGUGGGGCUUGUGCGUUAAAUGCGUCAAAUAUUUUAACGUCAUUAUUUAAAAAAUUAAUUACCGCCCGUUAACACGAUCAUUUUGACAGCCCUAGUUAAAAGGUAACACUUUAUUUGACUGUGGCAUCAUAAGAUUGCCAUAAGACCAUACUUGUCAAGUUGUACAGUUUCGGCAUAAUUUGUACAAGUGACCACUAAUCUUUAAAUGUGUAUGCCAUACGUUCAAAUGGAUUGGGUGUCGAGCACUGUCAAUAGCAGCCUUAGAAUUACCUGAGACACUAUUAUGGUGGAAGAUUUUGGUAGCAACAUGUUGGUCCCCUUUUUUUUUUUUCUAAAACACUGACACCUUUUUAAAACGAUAUCUUGAUUCUUGGCAGGAGCAUAUCGAUAACCUUUUGGGAUACAAAGUAGUUAUAUCACCAUUUUGAUAUUUUGUCACACCCCUAGUUACAUUUUCAAUGAAUGCACCUCACAAACCAGUGUACCUAAAGGAACGGCCAAUGAGCAGAGAGACUGGAUGCAAUCUUUGGGAAUUACUUCAAGCCAUCAAAUGUACCUGUCUCAGUGUUGUACUGUUUUCUGCUGUUCCCGUAUGUUUUCUGUGGUACAGUAAAGUACUUAACCUAAAGGGUUCAGUAAAUUGCUCUCCAUAUAUGCUCUUGUGUGUACUUGAGAGUGUUUGUGUGUGUCUGAGUGUAUAAGAAGCGCUGGCUUUAUUGAAAUGUAUUCGCUGUCAACACAGGGAGCACCGUGGAGUGUUUGACAUUUGUUUAAGUGCAGGCCUUGCAUUGUUAUUACACCAACUGAAAGGGAAAAAGGCAUUACUCAAUAAAAGCCAUUACUGCACUAAAAUGAAAAAAAAUACUGUUAGGAAUAUUAAGACCUUUUUGCAAUAUUACAAUUAAGACUCCGCAUCGAAUAAGAAUGCACGGUUUAGUUGAACAAUGUUUGCUGUGCUAGUACAAAUACAUUUUUCGAAUUUUAUUUGAAUAAUCAACUAGGCAUGUGCCGGUAUGAUAUUCUGACGGUAUGAUAACCUUAAGCCAAAAUAUCACGGUUUCAUGGUAUUGCAAUUAUAGCUCUAAAAUGUGUUACCUUGAGAUAUUUGGCUUUUAAAAAAAAUUCCAUAGAGCAGGAUUUUUUUUUCUCCAAAACAUACUAGCAAAUCGGAACAAAAGUAUAAUGUUAAGUUAAAACAAAUUUUA
Messenger RNA from Corythoichthys intestinalis (scribbled pipefish), 4370 nucleotides. RefSeq names its product 5-hydroxytryptamine (serotonin) receptor 1D, G protein-coupled (gene htr1d). The transcript has 2 exons. Gene Ontology annotation, biological process: regulation of behavior; adenylate cyclase-activating adrenergic receptor signaling pathway; vasoconstriction. Bases 803 to 1954 code for a protein of 383 amino acids. Gene Ontology annotation, cellular component: plasma membrane. NCBI's taxonomy places the organism in Eukaryota, Metazoa, Chordata, Actinopteri, Syngnathiformes, Syngnathidae. The record is from RefSeq and is a predicted model, not a curated record. Gene Ontology annotation, molecular function: G protein-coupled serotonin receptor activity; dopamine neurotransmitter receptor activity, coupled via Gs.